AACUAAACCUCCCCAAAAUAGGGAUAAAUAAUUACUCCGCAGCAUUCAAUACACAGAACAGAAGGUAGAUUGUAGAUUCACAUCAAUAACCAAAGUCAAGACCGCGUUUGGCCGGUCGAGUUGAAAUUUAAACGAAUCAACCAAUUCCCGAUUCCUCUCUCAAUUCGUUCCACUCAAUGCAAAAGCGUUGCUUCAAAAUUCUUUAUUAUAUAGAUUCAUUCCUCAAGCAUUUGAGGAAAUCCAUUUCCCUCUUUUUGUCUUCACUGUUCUUCUCCCACUUCGUUUCGAUUCGCUCUUCUAAUCACUCAAGUCAACUCUGCAAGUCCUAGGAUCCGACCCGUUUCGCAGGCUCCUCAUUCGGGUCCAGAUUCUGGUAAAGUUCUAAUAUUUGUAUGAUUUUGUAGUGCUUCGCAGUGGUUGGUGGUUAUGGCGGUUUCUUACAGAAAAUCCCGGAUGAAAAAUUUGGGUUUUUGCCGGUUGAUUUUGAUUCUUAUUUUUGGAGCUGUUUUCUUGCUGAUAUUGUUGAGGGCCAAUACGUUUAGGGAUUUAAUAAGUAGAUAUUCAGUUGAGAGUGACGAUGAUGAGAGUUUUGAAUCGAAUUAUAACUACAGUGUGAGUUUUAGCAAGAAUUUGAAGCUUCAUCGGCAGAAUGAGCUGUCGAUUUCACUAGAAAAGCGUAAUCGGAUGUUGCCUGGGAAUUUAGAUUUGUACCCUAAGCUAGCCAAGAAUCACAUAGUGAUUGUGUUGUAUGUGCAUAAUCGGCCUCAAUACCUUCGUGUAGCCGUAGACAGCCUCUCGAAGGUCAAGGGGAUUAGUGAGACUCUCCUCAUUGUUAGCCAUGAUGGUUACUUUGAUGAGAUGAACAAGGUUGUGGAGGGCAUCAAGUUUUGCCAAGUGAAACAGAUCUUUGCCCCGUUUUCGCCCCAUCUGUUUCCUGAUGGAUUCCCCGGUGUUUCCAAGAGUGAUUGUAGGGAUAAGGAUGAUGCUGUGGCAAAGAAAUGUGUGGGGACUCCAGAUCAGUAUGGAAACCAUAGGUCUCCCAAGAUUGUGUCGUUGAAGCAUCAUUGGUGGUGGAUGAUGAAUACAGUGUGGGAUGGUUUGAAGGAGACGAGUCAGCAUUCGGGGCAUAUCCUUUUUAUAGAGGAGGAUCACUUUAUUUUCCCUAACGCAUACCAAAACUUGCAGCUGCUUGUGAAGCUGAAGCCUAAGAAGUGCCCGGAUUGCUAUGCUGCAAAUCUGGCGCCGUCUGAUGUGAAGUCGAAGGGGGAAGGGUGGGAGAGUUUGAUAGCGGAGAGGAUGGGAAAUGUGGGGUACUCUUUUAACCGGACAGUGUGGCGGAUGAUUCAUAGGAAGGCUAGGGAGUUUUGCUCGUUUGAUGAUUAUAACUGGGAUAUAACAAUGUGGGCUACCGUUUAUCCAUCGUUUGGGAGCCCUGUUUACUCGCUGAGGGGACCUAGGACGAGCGCUGCCCACUUUGGGAAGUGUGGUCUGCAUCAAGGUCAGAGCGAGAACGCGGCCUGUAUUGAUAAUGGUGUCUUCAAUUUGAAUGUCGAGGAAACAGAUACGGUUCCUAAUAUUAAAUCAGAUUGGGGGCUGCAUGUGUACAAGCACCAAUCCGGAUAUCAAGCCGGAUUUAGGGGAUGGGGAGGCUGGGGAGAUAAAAGGGACCGUCAACUAUGUUUGGACUUUGCCAAAAUGUAUUCGACCUCAAAGGCAGAUGUGGUGUGAUUGGGCGUCGUUUCUUCUACAACCGGCUACGACAUGUGAGCUUUAACACAGUGUUGUAUUCUUUAGUGAAAAGAUUGGGAUUGCUUGACUUCUUGAGCAAAUCGUCUGAAUGCUCCUAUGUUUACAAGAGAUGGAACGGGCAGCUGCUACCUGUUGAUUGUUUGUUAUAGAGCAGAGACGAGCUCUAAUAUUACACGCAAUGUAAGCAAUAAAAAGCUAUGCUUUUCUCUCUUUUACCCAAAUUUGUACGAGCUCCCCAUCAUUUCACACGCUUAAUGUACUGAUACACGGUUUAUUAGCUUCUCGUUGCAAAUCAUAGUACUUAGUUACUGAUUUCAUCAUUCUGAUAAACUUAUUUCGUUCA
Salvia splendens (bonfire salvia) is the source of this 2092-nucleotide messenger RNA. Its product is annotated as alpha-1,6-mannosyl-glycoprotein 2-beta-N-acetylglucosaminyltransferase-like. Gene Ontology annotation, cellular component: Golgi membrane; Golgi stack. The record is from RefSeq and is a predicted model, not a curated record. The transcript has a single exon. Gene Ontology annotation, molecular function: alpha-1,6-mannosylglycoprotein 2-beta-N-acetylglucosaminyltransferase activity. Gene Ontology annotation, biological process: protein N-linked glycosylation; oligosaccharide biosynthetic process. NCBI's taxonomy places the organism in Eukaryota, Viridiplantae, Streptophyta, Magnoliopsida, Lamiales, Lamiaceae. The coding region runs from base 427 to 1728 and encodes 433 amino acids.